Messenger RNA from Onychostoma macrolepis, 6467 nucleotides. RefSeq names its product dynamin binding protein (gene dnmbp). Gene Ontology annotation, biological process: intracellular signal transduction. The record is from RefSeq and is a predicted model, not a curated record. The transcript has 17 exons. Gene Ontology annotation, molecular function: protein binding; guanyl-nucleotide exchange factor activity. Bases 415 to 5448 code for a protein of 1677 amino acids. Lineage: Eukaryota; Metazoa; Chordata; Actinopteri; Cypriniformes; Cyprinidae. Gene Ontology annotation, cellular component: cytoplasm.
AGGAAUUUCCUUCAGGCACGUUGAAGGCAGCCCUGCGCUCGGGGUUGGUGUCAGCAGAGGGUGGUGUGUUGGUGUUGAUGUUGAUGUCAGCAUGGAGGGAGUCGAGGAUCAGCCUGCUGGCAUUUCCAUUGGGAUGACAGCUGAUCCCGCCGUGGCGUAGAUGACCAUCGGGAUCGGAUUAACGGCAACGCUUGAGCCAAGUAAUGACAGGCGGGAGAAACGCCUGUUGCCUUCAUCUGAUGUUUGAUUUCUAAGCAACAUUGAAUGAUACAAAGUUAAUGGCAGAAGUUAAACGAGCACGAGCAUCUACUGGAUAGCGAAAGUUCUCUUACUGUCGGUUUUUAGUUGAGCCUUUUCAGCAACGCAAUCUAAUCGCAUUGAGGGCAUUUGUGAUCACACAGGUGAUGAGUGAACAUGGAGGCUGGAUCGGUGGUGCGUGCCGUGUUUGAGUUCCUUCCCAGUGUCUCUGAAGAACUCCCGCUGUUCACUGGAGAUGUCAUUGAAGUGCUCAGCGUUGUUGAUGAAUUUUGGCUGCUCGGAAUUAAAGAUGGAGUCACAGGCCAGUUUCCCAGCACUUUUGUGGAACCUGUUACAAUCCCAAGCACCAAGACAGGAGAGAAUCUGUAUGUGUGCAUCAGUGACUUUAACUCUGUGGAUGCUGGAAACCUACCACUAAAGAGAGGUGAUGUAGUUGCUGCUGAAAGCAGUGUGGAUGCUGUGUGGAUGAGAGGGCAUAAUGCAUGGGGCUCACGCGGGCUCUUCCCCGUCUCUUGCGUUAAAGAGCUGGAGCUUUCCGGGCAAUCCAGGCAGCUGUCAGAGCGCAGCGCGGCCGCCCAGGCCUCCGAGCUUCCCCCACAUGCGCUGAGCCAGGCCCGUGCCCUCAUGAGCCUUCACGCCCAGCUGGACGAGGAGCUGGACUUUCGCGAGGGUGAUGUCAUCACCAUCAUAGGCCUGCCAGAACCUGGAUGGUUCCAGGGAGAGCUGGACGGCAGGACGGGAGUUUUCCCUGAGGGCUUUGUGGAGCUGCUCGGUCCCCUGCGCUCACCUUUGGAGGAGCCUGAACCUCAGACCCUACAACAGUAUCCAGCUUACAGCAUGGAGGAAGAAGAGAGGAGGGAGGAGGAAGAGAGGGAUGAGGAAAAUCUAGAAAUGGAGAUUCAACAACAGCAAGAGGAAGAAGAGGAGGAGGAGGAGGAGGAGGAGGAAGAGGGAGCUGUAUAUGGUAUUGCGCUUUAUGAAUUCCGGGCACUUGAACCUGGUGAGCUGGACUUUGAUGUUGGUGAUAGGAUCCGUAUCCUCACCACGAUGGAGGAUGGCUGGUUGCAGGGGCAAAUACAUGACAGAAGAGGAGUUUUCCCUCAUCGAUUUGUCAAGAUGGAAGGGCAGCUACAGGUUGUCCCACAAAGCGAGACUUUAAUUAGUGAACCUAAGAUAGAAGAAGAGCGUUACACUCCUGAUUAUACCUCAGCUCAGCAAGAUUGCACAGUGCCAGAAUAUGGGCAGGAGUGGGAUACUCAGGAAGACCACACAGUUUGGGACCUGGAUUACUUUGAGCGCCGGGAGGAGGAAAGAAAGGAUGAGCAUGUGCACUACAUCCAAUCCGAUCAAAGUUCUCAAGGGAGAGGAACGACUCAAAAUCAAUCACAGGUUCAUCCGCAAGAAAGAAGGCGAGAAAGACCCCCACCCCCUCACACGCAACCCCGCAGGGCGAAUAGCUCAGUCCAAAGUACCAGAACGGGCAGCCCCAAUCUGGGUAGACCUCAGCUGCCCCCUAGGCCGAGUCUACACGCCCUCAGCAACCGAAAAUACAGCACCAGUUCUCACACCAGUUUACGAGAACCUCCCCCAGCACCCAUCUCAAGGAAACAAAGUCUAAAUCCGCCCACCAGAACCUCACCUAAUUCCACCUGGACAAGGAACAGUGGUAACUAUGCAUCUCAUGACCGCAGAAACCCCUUCAACAGUAAAAUCUCUGCUGAGAAGAACAGGCAGAAGAAGUUAACUCGACACGCAAGCGUCAGUGAUGCUGACCUAAUGUCCGGUGGCCUGAGCAACCACUGGCCAUGGCCUCAGGAACAGGGUUCAAAUGGGUUACCAACGUCUCGGACACUGGAGACUUUGGCUGUGUCAGCUGGGGAUCUUGAAUCCAAGCUUUCUCAGCAGCUGAUAGAGUUUGAACGCAGCUUGCCAGGUCGUGGCAACGGAGCCACAGAACAGAGCCGAUGGGAGGAGGUUAGUGGUGGAAGGGGCAGUAAAGUUUCCCGCCACUUUUCCAUUAUGGACUACAGCAAUGAGAACGACAUAAUCUGUGGCUCCUCCCAUUCCCCGAUGGAAUGUUUGUUGCCCACCUCUUCCUCUCCCUCUGGCUCCGCCUCCUCCUCUUUGGAGAGGCGGAAAACGCUACGCCCACCUCCUCCUAGACCGCGGGUCCUUAGGCUACCAGCACCUACAAACUCGCAUUGUCCUCAAACCAAUGGACGCAUUGCUCCUCAGCCUUACAGACCCACACGCCCAGCGCCACGCCCACCUCCUCCGUGCCCACGUACCAACGCUGUGAUGCCAGGUCCCCCUCCACCCACCUCCAACCCAUUCUAUAACUCACCGGAAGAGAAAGAGAUUGUUGAAGAGGUGGAAGAUGCAGAGGAUGCUCUGGAGAUGGAGAAAGAAAUGGAGAGAGAAAGAGAGAGGGAACAGGAGCAAUAUAGGUUACUCUUGAGGUUGGAGGAGGUGGAAAGAGACAUUGAUAUGUAUUCUCACACAGCCCAGGAGCUGCAGGCCAUGCUGGAAGAAGAGCAGGAUGAGACUUCGAGACAACAGGCUCUUGAGAAUCUGGAAUUCUGCACCUACACCAUGGAGACCCUGACCCUGGAACAGCAACAGCUACAAGAGAUGACCCUGCUUGCGUCCCAGCCUAAGUCUCUAGAAUCAUCCCCGGCGUCAGCAACCACCACUGAAGACCCCGAACAAAGGAUGCUGGAGAAAAGGUCAAAGGUCAUCGAGGAGCUUCUGCAGACAGAACAUGACUAUAUCAAGGAUCUUCAGAUGUGUGUGAAGGAGAUCAUUCAACCUCUGCAGAAGAAACAGGUCCAGAGUAUUGAUUUUGAUGGUCUCUUUGGAAACAUCAGCUCCGUAAUUGACCUUUCCUGUCGACUGUACAAGACCCUCCAGGAUACUGACUCAAUAGGGCAAGUGUUCCUGGACUACAAAGGUGAAUUGGAGGAGGUUUACAAGAUCUAUUGCCAAAAUCAUGAUGACGCCAUCUCUUUACUGGAGACCUAUGAAAAGGAUGAGAACAUCCAGAAGCAUGUAUUGGAAUGUCUAGAGAAGCUCAGAGGGAUAUACCGUGAGUGGGGAAAGACAAACUACAUUAAUCUGGGUUCCUUCUUGAUAAAGCCGGUGCAGAGAGUGAUGCGUUACCCCUUGCUCCUGAUGGAGCUGCUUAACACUACUCCUGAGUCACACCACGACAGGAAGCAGCUCGCCGAGGCAGUGAUGUCCAUUAAAGAGAUCAACGUCAAUAUCAAUGAAUACAAAAGGAGAAAGGAUCUUGUGGUGAAGUACCGCAAAGGCGAUGAAGACAGACUCAUUGACAAGAUCUCAAAGCUGAGUAUGCACUCCAUCAUCAAGAAGUCUAACAGAGUGAGCAGCCAUUUAAAGCACCUGACUGGGAUCUCACCUCAGAUCAAAGAUGAAGCUUUUGAUGAGGCAGAGAAAAGAUUCAGACUCCAGGAGCGACUAAUCAAAUCCUUCAUCAGGGACAUCUCCCUCUAUCUGCAGCAUAUAAGGGAGUCAGCCUCAGUAAAGGUGCUGGCCGCCAUCAGUUUCUGUGAUAUCUACACAGAACGGCAACAGCAUAUGGAUCCUGAACGCUUUCAAAGAGCGCAUCGAUGCAUCAGCGACAAACAGUUCACAGAGUUUAAGGAGAGGACAGAAGCCCUAGUCAUCACUCCCCUCACCCAGCUGCUCAAUAUGUUUGCCGGUCCACACAAACUGAUCCAGAAACGUAGAGACAAGCUGCUGGACUACGACAACUGUAAGGAGCGUGCAGAGAGGCUGAAGGACAAGCGCGUGCAGGAGGAGCUGCAGGCGGCGAGAAAUAACUACGAAGCUCUGAACGCCCAGCUGCUGGAUGAGCUGCCCAAGUUCCACCGCGCAGCCGAAGAUCUGUUCACCAGCUGCGUGAGGGGCUUCACCCAGGCCCAGAGAGAUUUCAUUGCACUCACGUUGGGAGAACUCACUCCACUGCUGCAGCUGUCUGGUUUGGGUGGUACAGAAGGAAAUCUGGUGUCCUUGUUCCAAGAGGAGCACACUCGCGUGUUGGAUUUACUUCAGAGCUUCAGUUUCUUUCCCGAUAAUCUUCCUACAACUGUACGCAAGCCUUUUGACAGGAAGACUCUGGAGAAACAAAACUCAAAGAAACAACAAGGCCCUCCAAACUAUGUGCUACAGACGGAUGAGCACCGAGCGGGGCUUCUGGCAAAAUACGGCCCAGAGAAACUCUUCCAAGCUGAAAGAAAUUUUAACGCAGCACAGGACUUGGACGUGUCCGUACAGGAGGGAGACAUAGUGGGUGUCAUCAAGCAGCAAGACCCCAUGGGCAGCCAGAACCGCUGGCUAAUAGACAAUGGAGUUACAAAGGGCUUUGUGUAUAGCUCCUUCUUAAAGCCAUACAAUCCACGCAGGAGUCAGUCGGAUGUUUCCAUUGAGAGCCAGUCAUCAAAUGAGUCCGGCUACGGUGGCUCCUCUCCCAUGUUCUCACGGCAGAAUAGUAACAGCACUCUGACUUUCAACCAGGAGACAUCGACUGUCAGCUUCACAACGGCGAUGCCUCCACACACUCGCACAAAUCAAGAGACCACUCUGAGAAAAAACAGAGAGGCUUCUUCAACCAACAGUCAGAGGGAUUCCCUCGACCCCACCUUCAGAAACUCUCCCAAUAAUAAAGAACUGACUGAGACAGCCUGUCGAAAUGACAGGGAACUCUCAGAGCCCUCCUACCGAAAUUCCACCAAUCACAGAGACUCUUUAGACCCUGAUAGAAACACUCCUACCAAUCCCAGAGACCCUUCAGACUUCUCUGAGACAGAUUCUUGUCCCUCCAGUAAGAACUCCAGGUAUGAAUCUUCCUCGAGGUUCCACGACUCGCGUUGCAGCUCACAGCAGAGACAAAAUGGAGACCAUUCAGUACAGCAGAGAAGGCCACAGUACAGUCCUGAGGAGUAUAUAGAUCCAGAGCCUGAACCUGAGAUAGAUGGACACCAGAUAUAUUACGCUCUUUACUCCUUCAGUGCACGGUGUGCAAAUGAGCUCAGCAUUUCAGCCAAUCAGCAAGUCCGAAUCCUUGAGUUCCAAGACAUGAAUGGCAACCAGGAGUGGUGGCUGGGGGAGGCAGGAGGAAGGAGGGGUUACGUCCCAUCCAGCUACAUCCGCAAAUCUGAGUACACAUGAGCUGCACAUUUAAACAAUCCCCAACUACCCCAGACCACUACAGGCAAACUCAUUAUGGGGAGAACACUACAAAAGGACAUUAUUGUGCCUUAACUAUAGAGGAGAUGCACUGAUGUGGUGAACUGGUCAUUGCUACUGCUGAAAAAAUAAUACCCUCCAUAUUGACUACAGUCAAUGAAUGUAACUCCUGACUCCUAGUGGUCAUAGAGGAUGGUGCAGGUGGGAUUUGAAAAAAAAAAUGAACUAGUUUGGACUGAGAGGCGGUUUGGUGUUGGAUUCAAUGAUCUGACAUGUUCUGCUGUUCUUGGAUACUCCAUUUAUAGUGUUAGUGCUUAAUUGCUCCGUAGAGAGCAUAGAUCUCUUUUGAUGUGUAGGAGUGGAGUGGAGGACUUGUAUUGGGCAUGUGCGAUACAUGCUGAUGGGAUUGAUAUUCCAGGAACGGCAUGAUAGUGAUUCCCCAUAAAUAAGAGUGCAAGAAAGUGAAUGAGUGUUUGUUUGUGUGCCAGUGAGUGUGUGGAGUGUUUUGAGAUGUUACCUCCUCCCUUCAUCUGACAAUCAUAGUGCACCUAGAGAGAGAAAAUAAAAAAAAGAUUCCGCUGGGUUUCAGUGAAUGCGAACAAAAAAUUUUUGCCAAGUGUUUGGAUUUAUUCCCCAUUAUGGUUCUCAGAUGAUAACAUAAUUACCACUGGUGACCAUACCAUAUUCCUGAAAAUAUGAAUGAAAUGCAAGAGACACUUUUUUACAGUGGUACAGUGUUUUUUUACCUCUUUUUUUGUUUUUGUUUUUUUGAUAGCAUUAAGUUUGCCACUUGCACUUGAAUGCAUUUACAAGUUAAUACUGACAUGUUUUGAGCAGUUGUGAGUGAGUUCAAGACACCUGUGAGAUCAUUUGAUGUGAUGCACCAACAGAUGAACUCUGAAUAUUUAUCUCUCAUGCUGUAUAUACCGAGAAUGAACUUCUGCACUCCAGUGUCAACUGAUCCAUUUCUUCUCUUUUAAAUAAAAAAAAAAAGAAAUCUG